AUGCACGGCUCUCCCAGCUCCCAGCUCUCGGUCGAGCUCGACCGCAAUUCGGGCCUCUACACUCUCUGGCUGGAGGGCUCGCUGGUGGUGCUGGCGGCGGCCUCCCGCUUCUUCAGAGCGCUCUUCACCGGGGCGUGGCAGCCGCCCACGCCGCGGCACGCCGAGGGCGGCUGCGGCGGCGGCGCCAGCGGCGGCGGCGGCUCCGGCCUGCAGCGCUGGACGCUGGGCGGCGCCCGCUUCUUCGAGGGCCACUUCUGCCAGCUGCUGGGCGGCGAGGAGGCGGCCAGCAUCGCGGCACUGCCGCCCGACCUGCUGCGCCAGCUGCUGGCCAGCGACGGCCUCAACAUCGGCUGCGAGCUGGAUGUGGCGCGCGCCGCGCUGCUGUGGGCGGGCGCAGACCCCGCGCCCCGCGCCCCGCUGCUGCUGGACCUGCUGCCGGCGGCCCGCAUGCCGCCGGCGCGGCUGGCCGAGGAGGCCGCGCGCUGCGGCCUGCUGGCCGGCGGUGCCGCCUGCCUGCAGCCGCCGCCGGCGGAGCAGCAGGAGGCGGCGCAGCGGCAGCAGCAGCAGGUUCAGCAGCCUCAGGCGUGGCAGCCCGGCUGCGAGGGAGAGCUGGGGCAGGCCUUCUUGCACGCCUGCCAGCAGCUGCAGCACAGCGCGGCUGCUGCGGCUGCGGCCAACGAGCCGCCGCCCGCCUUCCGCCCGCGCCUCAGCUGCGCCACGGGUCUCAUGAUGGCGGGCGGGCUGGACGACGGCUGGCGCCCGCUGCGUACGGUGGAGCUGUACGACCCGCAGCGGGACAGCUGGCAGGCGGGGCCGCUCAUGCCCGCACCCUGCAGCUUUGCGGCGGCGGCCAUGCUGGGUGGGGAGGCGUACGUUGUGGAGGGGGCAGCCCACGCCCCCUCCGUCCUGGCAUUCGACCGCCAACAGCGGCGCUGGCGGCACUGCGCGGGCCUGGCCACGCCGCGGGUCAACAUGGCUGUGGCGGCGAUGGAGGAGCAGCUUUAUGUCCUGGGCGGUCGCGCCGGGAUCGGCAAGGGCGCCGCCGUGCUGCAGGCGGUGGAGGUGUUCUGCCCGGCCGCCGACGCCUGGCGCGCGGCGCCCCCCAUGGCCUGCCCCCGCACCUCGCUGGCGGCGGCAGCACUGGGCGGGCGCCUGUACGCCGUGGGCGGCCAGGACACGCGCUCCACGCACGCCAGCGUGGAGGUGUUUGAGCCCGGGGCGGGGCGGUGGGUGACGCUGGGCGCCGCCAUGCAGCACCCGCGCAAGUACCUGGGUCUGGCCGCGGCUGGCGGGCGGCUGGUGGCGGUGGGGGGCAUGACGGGGGCGCGCAUGCGGCUGCCGGCGGCAGAGGCGCUGGACCCUCGGGAGGGGCGCUGGGCGGCGCUGCCGCCUAUGAGCGUGGCGCGCUCGUCCGCGGGGGUGGCGGCGCUGCACGAGUGCGUGUAUGUGGUGGGCGGCAACGUGGGCAUGAACAUCAACGAGAACCACGCGGGCGUGGAGGCGUGGGUGCCGGCGGCGGGGCGCUGGCGCCACUGCGCGCCCAUCAGCCACGGGCGCUCCGGGCUGUCGGUGGCGCCCUUCUGA
Messenger RNA from Chlorella variabilis, 1584 nucleotides. RefSeq lists its product as hypothetical. The transcript is spliced from 6 exons. Gene Ontology annotation, molecular function: protein binding. The record is from RefSeq and is a predicted model, not a curated record. Bases 1 to 1584 code for a protein of 527 amino acids. NCBI's taxonomy places the organism in Eukaryota, Viridiplantae, Chlorophyta, Trebouxiophyceae, Chlorellales, Chlorellaceae.